Molecule: messenger RNA, 1330 nt
Organism: Zingiber officinale
Lineage: Eukaryota; Viridiplantae; Streptophyta; Magnoliopsida; Zingiberales; Zingiberaceae
Product: protein LPA3-like
Exons: 12
Coding region: 30-1175 (381 amino acids)
Source: RefSeq, a predicted model, not a curated record
CCUUCCUUUCCAGUCGGACUACUCCUCCCAUGGCCGCUUCUUCCCUCUUCUCUGCUCCUCCUCACCCUCCCGCCUCCUCUUUCUCUUAUUGCCGCCGGAUCUCCCGGUCUGCUUCCGUUCUCCUCCCCCACUCCUCUCCUUCGCGUCCUCUUCUCCGUAGUGCCGCACUGAGGCCGCACGCCAACCUCCGGAACUCCACCGGCGAGACGGCAGCCGAAGAUUCUAGAGCUGGUGUGGCUGUAUACAGGCCAAGAUCUUACAAGGUUCUCCUCUCCGACGCCUCCCGGUCCCUCGUGUCUGCUCUGGAUGAUGGCAAGACCCGUCUGGAGAUUGAUUUCCCGCCCUUGCCAAGCGACAUUUCAUCUUAUAAGGGUAAUUCAGAUGAAUUUAUUGAUGCAAACAUCCAACUUGCACUUGCUAUUGCUAGGAACCUGCAGGAGAUGAAAGAGAUCAGAUCUUGCAUUGUGUUCCCUGACCAACCAGAAAAGCGCAGGGCUUCUAAGUUAUUUCGAGCAGCUCUUGAAACAAUUGGUGGUGUAACCAUUGGGUCAUUAGAUGACAUACCAAGUGGACCUGUCAGAAGCUUCUUCAAAUCCCUAAGGAACACAUUGGAUCUUGAGUUUAGUGAUGAAAUUGAAGGUGAACAAAAGUACAACGAGGCACCACCAUCUUUAUAUAUUUUUAUUAACUGUAGUACACGUGAUCUUUCUGCUAUAGAGAAAUAUGUGGAAAAGUUUGCUACAACUGUUCCAGCUCUUCUUUUUAAUCUCGAACUUGAUACAUUACGUUCUGAUUUAGGCCUUCUAGGUUUCCCAACCAAGGAUCUUCAUUAUAGAUUUCUUUCUCAGUUUGUUCCUGUGUUCUAUAUUCGAACUAGAGAGUACUCAAAGACAGUUCCAGUUGCCCCUUUCCUAGUGAAUUACAGUGGAGCUCUAUUCCGUCAAUAUCCAGGACCUUGGCAAGUGAUGCUCAAGCAAACUGAAGGCUCCUAUGCUUGUGUAGCAGAAAGUGCUACUCGUUUCACUUUGGGAGAGACUAAGGAAGAACUUCUGAGGGUUCUUGGUCUACAAGAGGAACAAGGGAGCUCAUUGGAAUUUCUGAGAAGGGGCUUCAAGAAUGCAACCUGGUGGGAAGAAGGCAUUGAUUUGGAGCUGUCUUCUGCCUGGCGAAGUUGAAGACAAGUUCCAGCAGAUGCUAUGUUAUCAUUAUUUAUUUUUGGUUAGUUCUUUCAAAAGUGGUUUUUAUUUUUCACCUGUCCUUACAAAGUUCAAAGAACAAAUGGUUGUUACUUGAGGGUUAGUGAUCUAUCUCGAUUAUUGUUGCUUAUCAA